AUGGACCGAUACCAAUAUGAGCCGCUGUCUUCAAGCGGCAAACAGAUCCGACUCGUGAUUCUACACCCCCUCGUGCCGUCCCGCCCCGAGGAGAUCCGGGUGAGCAUCUUCGAAGCCCCCCUGGAAGCUGAACGCCGCGUCUUGUACAAAGAGUUUAUGGCUUUAUCGUACGUGUGGGGGGAUACAAACGAUAGACGAGAUCUCAUGCUCCGUCUCUCAGUAACUGCCAAUCUAGCGGAAGCACUGCCAUACCUUCCAUGGCCUGAUAGUUGCAGGACCCUCUGGAUCGAUGCUAUAUGUAUAAACCAGGAGGAUAUGGAUGAACGAGCCGAACAGGUGAAGUUAAUGGUAGAGAUAUACACGUCGUCGAAACACGUGCUCGCGUGGCUCGGCCCGUCUACGCACGACAGCAAUGUGGCCAUGAACUUGCUGCACUGGAUCAGCGACUCAAUCGACAUACGUCCUGACUACCGGAAACCCGUGGUGUUGGCCUACCAGGAGUUCCUCCUUGGCGAGAUGGAGGUGACGGGCCGGGCCGACUUGUUGUCGGAGUGUCUCAUGCCCAAAGACUUGUCUUCCACCUCCACCUCUACUUCCACCACCCCGACCUGGGCUCCCUCUUGGAUCUCGAAUUGGACUGUGAAGCGGGAGUGGGACUUUCUGAUGAUGAACCAGAGCGCCGAUGGCCAGUCGGCCGUGGCGGCCUUCUACGCGGAUCAGGGAACGUUGCGAAUCAAGGGCGUCCUCGUAGCCACUGUAGUCGACGUGCUGGAAUUCCCACCACUAUUCGUCGGCACGAAGGAGAGCAAGAACAACAAUAUUGCGGACCAGCCUCCAAGUACGCCACCAGUAGUGGCUCUUGUCAGGGAGAUCGCGGAGAAGCUCGAUCUCUCGGAGACAGCACAUUACCGCCCAUCACGCGGCAGUACCAUCCUCGAAGCGCUCUGCUAUGUAUUCUCGGGCGGUGGCUUUCUCACGAACCACCUUUCGGCCGAGAUGAUUAACGUCGCCACGCCGAGCAUGGCACAGUUCAAGCGCUUCGUUAGGUUCGCGCUCGAAUUUAAUGAGCAUGAUGCGUCCGCUCGAAAAGGGCCCGAUCAGGAAGUCCUGCUAUGUCUUGGCAGCAUCCUCAACGCCUGCAGGGAGCGCGCGCUGCUCGUCACAAGGGAAGGCUAUAUCGGGGCAGGACCCGUAGCUGCACAACCUGGGGACAAGAUUGCUGUGCUGCUGGGGUGUAUGCGGCCCUUGGUCCUGCGGCGGCAAAAGAGGCUGAGGAAUUUCACCACCACCAGCAGCGAUACUGGACAUGAUGGUAAUGCUAAUACGUACGCUGUCGUCGGGCCCUGCAAUUCACACGGCUUGAAUUGGGGAGAGGCCUUGCUCGGCCCCCUACCGGACGGCGUGACUUUUAUCUGGAACCCUUCUGGGCCUUAUGGGGACGUGGGUCCUGCGUUUGGAAACAAUCGCGCGGGAGAGGAGUGUGUAGCAGACCCUAGGGUUGACUGGGACUUGCUGAAAACUGACAGCAAGGAACACUCGUUUGUGCAGAGGGCGGCGGGUCCAGGUGAGGCGGAGGGAGUAACAUACUAUAGGAGGCCGGAUGCGGCAUACUUUGAAAGGAAGGGCGUUACAUUGGAGAAUCUCGAUUUUGUCUAG
Molecule: messenger RNA, 1656 nt
Organism: Hyaloscypha bicolor E
Lineage: Eukaryota; Fungi; Ascomycota; Leotiomycetes; Helotiales; Hyaloscyphaceae
Product: heterokaryon incompatibility protein 6
Exons: 3
Coding region: 1-1656 (551 amino acids)
Source: RefSeq, a predicted model, not a curated record